Molecule: messenger RNA, 2646 nt
Organism: Seriola dumerili (greater amberjack)
Lineage: Eukaryota; Metazoa; Chordata; Actinopteri; Carangiformes; Carangidae
Gene: ccnjl
Product: cyclin-J-like
Exons: 6
Coding region: 258-1529 (423 amino acids)
Biological process (GO): mitotic cell cycle phase transition; regulation of cyclin-dependent protein serine/threonine kinase activity
Cellular component (GO): cyclin-dependent protein kinase holoenzyme complex; nucleus; cytoplasm
Molecular function (GO): cyclin-dependent protein serine/threonine kinase regulator activity
Source: RefSeq, a predicted model, not a curated record
AAUCUCUCGGAAAAAGUGUCAACAGUUUGGGGGAAACGGCUCGACCAAACGUCCGUUGCCCGGAUUUGGCGGUGGCAGCUGUUUUACGAACUUGUCAGAGGAUUUGAACUUUGUCUUUUGGCCGAAAAAAAGAGGUCUUUCUCAAAGUUGAGCCGAAGAGUUCUUCUCUCAUUCAGGAUGUCGGACUGAGACAAAGGGGUCUGGGGGGCAUUCCCGUCGGAGCGCAGGUAAAACUUGAUUCUUGAAGUCCCCUCUGGAUGGGAAAGAUGGAGAGGGAGUUGCAAUGGUGGAAAGGACAGCUAGCUGCAGAUAUCCAUCAAUCCCUCCGCAUCAAGGAGCUGAAGUUACCCGUCUAUCGGGCCCACUCUCCGCAGAUCGGCAUGCGACGGUACUUUGCAGACUUGUUGGCCAUCCUCAGUAAUCGCUACCAGCUAUGUCCUACAGCACGUCACCUGGCCGUCUACCUGCUGGACUUGUUCAUGGACCACUAUGAUGUGGCCGUCAAGCAGCUCUAUGUGAUUGCCCUCUCUUGUCUGCUCCUAGCUAGUAAAUUUGAGGAGAAAGAAGACCGGGUUCCCAAACUGGAGCAGCUGAACUCUCUGGGUUUUAUGUGUAGCCUGAACCUGGUUCUCAACAAAAGGGAUCUGAUCAAAAUGGAGCUUCUGCUGCUGGAGACCUUUGGCUGGAAUCUGUGCAUGCCCACACCCGCCCACUUCAUUGACUACUACCUCCAUGCCUCGGUGCAGGAGGGUGACCUAUACAACGGCUGGCCCCUGUCCUCCCUCUCCAAAACCAAGGCUUUCAUGGACAAAUAUACUCACUACUUUCUGGAGGUCUCACUUCAAGAUCAUGCGUUCCUGAGUUUCCGACCAUCUCAGGUUGCUGCCGCGUGUGUGGCAGCAUCUCGCAUUUGCCUUCAGAUUUCCCCAAGCUGGACGACUGCUCUGCAUCUGCUAACAGGCUACACCUGGGACCACCUCACCCAGUGCAUCGAACUUAUGCUGCUUGCUCAUGACAACGACGUUAAGGAGGCCAACAAAACCAAAUCCACUCCUCCUCACCGACCAUCCUCCCUCCAGUCUCAGCCCCAGACCUCUCACCUCUCUCCAGUGUCGGCCAUCCAGAGACCGGCCUCCUCUUCCUCCUCCACCUCCUCCACACCACAGCUGCUCUUUCAGCCCGAUGGCUUCCCACACCUUUCCCAGCAUUCCCCGUCCCUGUCCCAGCUGCAAGCGCUAGCUGACUCCCAGGCUCUUGGGCCUGUGGUGAACAUGUCUCAGGACUUCUUUCAGAGCCACAGGAUGGGUCUUCUAACUGGCGCUCCCUCCUUGACUCCUGGGGGUGGGUUUCCCUCCUACCCGAGCCUGACCUCUGGUCUUCAGCCGGGGGCCCGUGCGCUGCCGCUCCAGGGCCCAAUUUCUGUGCAGAUGGCCCUCGCUGGAGAGCCGCGACACUGUCUGAGUAUGGCCUACAGCGGUGGCUACCUGGGGGCUCAUCACACCUUCACAGCCGGCUGCUUUGACAGGUGACGCCAGGAGACGGAGAGGGAUCACAAACCCCCACGGGAGUGCACUACUAUGCUUCCAUCCCAGCUCCCUACCCUGAAACAUCCACUUACAGACCUCCUCUCUCUCUCCGUCGGCACCGCAACACCUUCAUCAUGUCCAACUCCCCCGUCCCUCUCACAGAGACGCCUCAAACGCAAGCAGAGGUCCAAAGGCAAGACAGACCCGGUGGAAGUCAUCACACUGACGUGACAAGUGCUCCACUGAAAUACUGAGGCAUUACAAAAAUGUUAUUGCCAUAUUUUGAACUGGUUUUAUAAAUCUGUGCUAUUAUGAGACUGUCAUCACUGUGAAUGAGAUGAAAGCAGCAGUGUGAUCUAACACCCACCUCAUUCAGUGCCUGUUCUCAGUUGUGUGAUAGCUGAGCCAUUUUUAGAAGUGCACAGAACACAAAGUAUGUGUGAUAAGGAUAUCUUGCUGCUUGACUUUUUUUUCUUUUUAAUUUCUAAUCCCAAAAAAUGAACAAAUUGGCUGGUAUUUUUUCUUAAGCCACCAUUUGAGAGAUAGAAGAAACAGAGGCUUGGCAAGAAUUAAAAAGGCUAUGUAUGUCGGUGAAAUUUUUGGUUGUGUGUCCUUAAUGUCAGCGAACAUUGAUCUAACGCCUGUAAGCUCUGUUAGAGCUGAAGGGCCCCUCUGGGAAUUCCUCACCACAUAAGACCUCAGAGGAGACGAAGAAUUCAUUGUUUUGCGCACAGCAGGUGAAGUCCGCAGCUCAAACACACCUGCAGUGUUUCAGUUUUUUUUUUCGUUCCUCUUCUCGCUUGUCCUUGUCAUCUCGUCUCUCCCACCUCCAAAGUCGAGCCUUGUGGCAGAGCCGUCAAACACCCAGUGAAAAUGUGGCUCUCAUGAACCUGCAGGCUUUGUCAUACUAAAGUUUUAAUUUCUCCAGCGUCCACUACUCAAAGAAACUGAACACAAACUGAUGUGACUGGACCAGUGUGGUGAACGAGACGUGGAUGUUGGUUGUCUAUUGUACAUAUGAAUUGCUGCUGCCUUCUUAUGAACUGUUGGUUCUGUGUCUGUGUUAAUGACUCCAAUGUUUACAUGAACCACUAAGUAUCAGGGACUUGAACAAGAUUAC